Molecule: messenger RNA, 512 nt
Organism: Notothenia coriiceps (black rockcod)
Lineage: Eukaryota; Metazoa; Chordata; Actinopteri; Perciformes; Nototheniidae
Product: 3-hydroxyisobutyryl-CoA hydrolase, mitochondrial-like
Exons: 4
Biological process (GO): L-valine catabolic process
Cellular component (GO): mitochondrion
Molecular function (GO): 3-hydroxyisobutyryl-CoA hydrolase activity
Source: RefSeq, a predicted model, not a curated record
UUGACUUAACUAUAAGAUCUGAGUACUUCUACUUUGACUUAGCUAUAAGGUCUGAGUACUUCUACUUUGACUUAACUAUAAGAUCUGAGCACUUCACCCACCUCUGCUGAAGAACCACAUGUUUUCAGAUGCUAUAUGUCCAGUGUGUUUAUGAAUGAUUGUGUCCUUCAGACUGAGGACCCUGUGCAGACUGCAGAGAAUCCAGGGCCACAUGAUGUCGAGUCAGGUGGACUCCGGGGUUCUUCUGGAGAAAGUGGGUUGUGCAGGUGUGAUCACCUUAAACAGACCCGAGGCCCUGAAUGCCCUGAACAUGCCCAUGGUCCAACAUAUCUACCCUCAGCUCAAGAAAUGGGAAAGUGACAAUGAGACGGACAUAGUGAUCAUCAGAGGAGCGGGGGGGAAGGCCUUCUGUGCAGGGGGAGACAUCAGAGCCGUCACAGAAGCAGGGAGAGUGGGAGACCCUUUGGCAGAGGACUUUUUCCGUGAGGAAUACACCCUCAACCACGCUAUUG